This is a messenger RNA of Phodopus roborovskii (desert hamster), 1556 nucleotides long. RefSeq names its product translation initiation factor IF-2-like. Bases 1 to 831 code for a protein of 276 amino acids. NCBI's taxonomy places the organism in Eukaryota, Metazoa, Chordata, Mammalia, Rodentia, Cricetidae. The transcript is spliced from 2 exons. The record is from RefSeq and is a predicted model, not a curated record.
AUGCAGACACACUCGGGCCCCAAAGCCCGGUUCCUGCAGCUUGCGGGUUUGCAGUAUCUUCUCGGGGUAGAGCCUCCCCUUCGGCCACACCUCCCGUAUCAUCUAUUGGCCAAGCUGCGCACCGCCCACGAGAUGCCAUUGGUUUGCACCGGCUGCCCAGACAAAGGGAGCGGCCGCUGCGGGAGGCGAUUGGGCGGAGCUAGGCGGGAGCGCUGGGACGGGCGGGGAUGCCGCCCUCGCGGAGGCGGGGAGGGGCCCUCCACGUGGGUGGGGCUCGGCGCCCCCCGAGGGCCGUGGACGCGGGGCGCUGGUAGCUCGCCCGCCCUUCCGCCCUGGACCCCUCCCGCCCCGGGGCUUCUGCCUGGACCGCGGCCGCAGCCUCCUCUUCCCGGAGGUCUCAGAGUUCGUCCCUGUCUCGCAAUUGGGAACGUGGACACGCAGGAGCCUGGAUGCAGAAGGGCGCGUGGGGGCCUGGAGCUGCAGCGCGAUCCGCAGGUCUGCGCCUGGGCCGCUCCACUCCCUCCUGAUCCGGAGGAAGGACCGCGGGGACCCCUGCGCGCGGACGGUGGCCACAGAGUUGGCGCGGGCCUCGGCGCUAGAAAAUGGAUACUGGUCCCGGAGAGGCGGGCCGAGUGUCCCGCUCUUGCUUCCUGGAUAAUUAACCCGGCGGCGUGCGUGGCUGGGGAGGGAGGGACAGGCCUCGGGGCGACCAGCCGGGCGGGGAGUGGCUUCUGGGGGGGCUCCCUCGCCAACGGAAGGCCCGCGAGGCCGCCCUCCGAGCUGUGCUGGCAGCCGCAGCCGAGUCAGAAGUGUCCCCACUGUCUUACGUGAUAAUGGGAUUUUACACGGUCUGCUAAGGGUGGCUUCGUGAGAAGACCAUUUCCGAAGAGGAAAUGGGCCUCUGGCCGGUGGGUUAAAAACCCCUGUGGGAUGAAAAGGACUCCCAGCCGCUUUGCGGAAGAUUGCAAAGUAAGGUGGGUUUUUGUUUCUGCGUUGUGUUGUUUUUUGUUUUGUUUUGUUUUUGUUCCAUUCCUCCUCCUCCCUGUAAAUGAGAACAAAAGGUCCCCCAGCGUGCAGGACCGGUGGACGUUUGGAAGCUGCAAAUAGAAUGAAUGUCCUUAUUAAAAAAAAAAAAAAAAAAAAAAAAACUCUGGGACCCCAAGCACGUCUAGUGUCUCUGCGUCGCAGUUUGGGUGAGGAAGAAUGUGACUUCCCCUGCACAGAGGCGGGUUGGGCACCGAUUCCGCCGUGGAGAGAGGGGUCCCGGCGUUGGGAAAGGCUCCUCUUGGUGAGACAAAGCGAGCCCUAGCUGCGGCCACCUUCCGGAGGCCCGGGCGUCUUCGCUGCGCGUGUCUGUGUACUCGCGCGGGUAGUCCCGCUUCCACCAAAACUCUGGACUUGGUUUCUCUCAAAAUAAAACUCAACAAGCCAUAAGGCCUCCCGAUGCCGAUGGAGAAGGCGCCGCGGAUUUAUGGCCCCCCGAAUUCCCCACUCUCUAAUUAUCCCUGUUUUUAGUUGACUUAUGGGUAGUGACCAAUAAAAUAAUUUUCCAUUUC